AUGUACUCUAAGCAAGUUCUGGAAGUCCUCCUACUUCUUGGUUUGACCAGCCAAGCUACAGCAACUUCGUGUGUCGGCACUCCCGUAUCCGUGCGACUACCGCCAACCUUAUCCAACCCCAAUACAGGAUCUUCCUGGAAGAGCACCCCCGUAGGCUGGGACUUUGGCUACUGGUACCAGACAAACUCGUCAUCGGCAAACGCAUUCCAGCGAAAUUUGCAGUACAGUACCCUGCCCGUGGACCCUUCCCAGCCCACCGGCAAGCGAACCGACCUGUCGAGCUUCCAAAUCGUCAACAACGAAACCGUCUUCACGUCCUAUGGCGAAGACACACCCACGGUUAUCCCCGGAGUAUACCACUACCAGGGAACAGGCAUCCUAGAGCAGGCGAAUGACACUUUGGAGAUUCUUGCCUGGGGAUAUGACUGCCGCGGCGAUGGGUAUCGCAUUUCAUACUCUACUGCCACGGAGUUUACGAAGACGCCCGCCAGUUUGGAUGUCUUGUCGCGUACGAAGAAGGGCCCUGAUGCGGCCACGCUGGGAAAGAUUCAGAGUGCGCUGAUUGCGUUGGGGAAUGCCGAAGUCACGGCUUUGGCUAAGGCUAUUGGACCGGCUUUGCAGGAUAGUGGUAGGGAUGGACAGGCGCCGAUUCAGAAGUGCGAUGAUGAGUGCAAGACCAAUAAGGACUUGCUUGGGCUGUUUUGA
Pochonia chlamydosporia 170 is the source of this 705-nucleotide messenger RNA. RefSeq lists its product as hypothetical. Bases 1 to 705 code for a protein of 234 amino acids. The transcript has a single exon. The record is from RefSeq and is a predicted model, not a curated record. Lineage: Eukaryota; Fungi; Ascomycota; Sordariomycetes; Hypocreales; Clavicipitaceae.